This is a messenger RNA of Mangifera indica (mango), 1091 nucleotides long. RefSeq names its product biotin synthase, mitochondrial-like. The record is from RefSeq and is a predicted model, not a curated record. Gene Ontology annotation, biological process: biotin biosynthetic process. Bases 1 to 1002 code for a protein of 333 amino acids. The transcript has 6 exons. Gene Ontology annotation, cellular component: mitochondrion. NCBI's taxonomy places the organism in Eukaryota, Viridiplantae, Streptophyta, Magnoliopsida, Sapindales, Anacardiaceae. Gene Ontology annotation, molecular function: biotin synthase activity; 2 iron, 2 sulfur cluster binding.
AUGGCUGGCAAGUUCCCAUUUGUGUACUUUCUGGUAACGUUGCUUUUAAUUCUCCUCUGCUCUUCAACUAUUCUUCCCCAUGCAGAAGCAGCAAAAACCAAAGAGAAGACGGCAGCAGCGCAUGGCCACAUGAUUGAUGGAAUUAAUCAUUUUACUAAAGCCAGUGUUUCUGGAAGCCGCUCGCUACCUGACAAUCACGAAACCAACAAAAAUGCUUCAGAUUUGCUCCAUUUUAACUUCUCAACGAAGCUUAAGACCGUCCAAAUUCUCCCCAUUUCAUUCUACCCGUUGUGUUAUUCAGCAGCUGCAGUUGAAGCUGAGAGAACUAUCAGAGAAGGCCCUAGACACGACUGGUCCAAAGAUGAGAUCAAUUCCAUUUACGACUCUCCUGUUCUCGAUCUCCUCUUCCAUGGAGCUCAAGUUCACGGACACGCUCAUAACUUUAGGGAGGUGCAGCAGUGCACGCUCCUCUCUAUCAAGACCGGUGGGUGUAGUGGGGAUUGUUCGUAUUGUCCUCAAUCCUCAAGAUACGACACUGGAGUAAAAGCACAAAAGCUAAUCACUAAGGAAACUGUGAUGCAGGCAGCACAGAAAGCAAAGGAGGCUGGCAGCACACGUUUUUGUAUGGGUGCUGCAUGGACAGACACAAUAGGGAGGAAGACCAAUUUCAACAACAUCCUUGAAUAUGUGAAAGAAAUAAGGGAAAUGGGGAUGGAGGUGUGCUAUACAUUAGGAAUGCUGGAGAAGCAGCAGGCUUUAGAACUCAAGAAAGCAGGCCUUACAGGAUAUAACCAUAACCAUGAUACCUCAAAAGAAUAUUAUCCAAAUGUUAUCACUACAAGAAGUUAUGAUGAGUGCAUGGAAACACUUAAACAUGUCUGUGAAGCUGGGAUUAAUGCCUGUUCAGGUGAUUUGGUACUAAAGUUUGAAUUUGGUAUCUUCUUAAAUAUUUUGUAUGUAAAGAUAUUUUAUCUGGACAUGUCAUCUGGAUUAAAUUCGUAGAAUACUGAAAUCCACUUGUGGGGGAAAAUAUGAAAGGGACACUAUUGUAUGAUAAAAUUUCUUAUAUUCCAUUAAUUGGGUUUACAUCA